GCGAUUUCUGACUCUCACCAUGGAUAAAUUUCUCAAUGAUAUGGAAAGAGAGAAACCAAUCAGAUUUACCUCUCAGCAGCUCAGGAUUGCAACAGACAACUUCACCAAUUUGUUGGGUGCAGGAGGGUUUGGAUCGGUGUAUAAGGGGAUCUUUAGUAAUGGAACCAUUGUGGCAGUGAAGGUUCUAUAUGGGAGCUCUGAUAAGAGAAUUGAGGAACAAUUCAUGGCAGAAGUUAGCACAAUUGGAAGAGUUCAUCAUUUCAAUCUGGUUCGUCUUUAUGGUUUCUGUUUUGAGAAGAACAUGAGAGCACUUGUUUAUGAGUACAUGGGGAAUGGCUCGCUUGACAAGUACUUAUUCCAUGAGAAGAGCAUCUUGGGAUUCGAAAAGCUUCAUGAGAUUGCAGUUGGGACAGCCAGAGGGGUUGCUUACAUGCACGAAGAAUGUCAGCAGAGAAUAAUCCAUUAUGAUAUAAAACCAGGAAAUAUUCUCUUGGAUGCAAACUUCUUUCCUAAGGUUGCUGAUUUCGGUUUGGCCAAGUUAUGUAACAGCGAAAAUACUCAUAUCACAAUGACAGGUGGAAGGGGGACUCCUGGAUAUGCUGCACCAGAAAUGUGGAUGCCAUUUCCCAUGACCCACAAGUGUGAUGUUUACAGCUUUGGAAUGUUAUUAUUUGAAAUCAUAGGUAGAAGAAGGAACCUAAAUAUCCAACUUCCAGAGAGCCAGAAGUGGUUCCCAAGGUGGGCUUGGAAAAAGUUUGAAGAUGGAGAACUGGGAGAGUUGACCAUUGUUUGUGGGGUAGAGGAGAAUCAUAUAGAAAUUUCAGAAAGAAUGGUUAAAGUAACUCUCUGGUGUGUUCAGUAUAGGCCUGAAUCCAGGCCUGUGAUGAGUGUUGUGGUGAAGAUGUUGGAGGGAGCAGUAGAAAUUCCAACACCUUUAUGUCCAUUCCAGCACAUGUUGGAUGUUAGUCCUGGCCCUAAAGUAUUUUUCAAUCCAUUGCAGUCAGGUAGCACUUUUGAUUCGGAAUAUUCAUCUCAAAUACUGGUUGCAGGAUCUGGAGGCUUUGUAUGUGCUACUCCUGUGAUGAGGAAAUAUGAGAUUGAAAUGGCUUCUACUUAG
Molecule: messenger RNA, 1117 nt
Organism: Corylus avellana
Lineage: Eukaryota; Viridiplantae; Streptophyta; Magnoliopsida; Fagales; Betulaceae
Product: G-type lectin S-receptor-like serine/threonine-protein kinase At1g34300
Biological process (GO): protein phosphorylation
Molecular function (GO): ATP binding; protein kinase activity
Source: RefSeq, a predicted model, not a curated record